Sander lucioperca (pikeperch) is the source of this 2609-nucleotide messenger RNA. RefSeq names its product ras-related protein Rab-11B-like. Lineage: Eukaryota; Metazoa; Chordata; Actinopteri; Perciformes; Percidae. Bases 125 to 781 code for a protein of 218 amino acids. Gene Ontology annotation, biological process: exocytosis. The transcript is spliced from 5 exons. The record is from RefSeq and is a predicted model, not a curated record. Gene Ontology annotation, cellular component: recycling endosome. Gene Ontology annotation, molecular function: GTPase activity; GTP binding.
CGACGUUCCUAAACUCACGUGCUCGUUCUCUUCCUUGAAGGCGGUGUCUUCUAGCUGCCGGUGAGGAGGAGUGUUGUUGUUUGUGGGGAAAGUACCUAAAAAGUGCAAAAACUAGUAUUCUACAAUGGGAACCCGAGAUGAUGAAUAUGACUAUUUGUUCAAAGUCGUACUAAUCGGAGACUCUGGCGUGGGGAAGAGUAACCUGCUGUCCCGCUUCACAAGAAAUGAGUUCAACCUGGAGAGCAAGAGCACCAUUGGGGUGGAGUUCGCCACCCGCAGUAUCCAGGUGGACGGCAAGACGAUAAAGGCUCAAAUUUGGGACACAGCUGGACAGGAACGCUACAGAGCAAUCACCUCAGCGUACUACCGGGGUGCAGUUGGAGCUCUCCUGGUUUACGACAUUGCCAAGCACCUGACAUACGAAAACGUUGAGCGCUGGCUGAAGGAGCUGAGGGACCACGCUGACAACAACAUCGUCAUCAUGCAGGUCGGAAAUAAGAGCGACCUGCGCCACCUCAGGGCGGUGCCCACUGAUGAGGCUCGAGCCUUCGCAGAAAAGAACGCUAUCUCAUUCAUUGAAACCUCCGCCUUGGACUCCACUAAUGUGGAAGAAGCCUUUAAGAGCAUUCUCACAGAAAUCUACCGUAUUGUAUCUCAGAAGCAAAUAUCGGACAGAUCUGGAAAUGAUGAGUCUCCAGGCAACAAUGUAGUAGACAUAAGCCUCCCCCCAACCACAGACGGGCAGAGGGGCAACAAACUCCCUUGCUGCCAAAGCCUGUGACGCUCUUAUCUUCUUUUCCUGUCUGACUCUCUGUCGGUCUUUCCUCUCUUCACCUCUGGUUUACUUCAGAUGUCAUGCUGCUGUCAUCAUAAUACCCUCACGGGUAUUUGACAUUACUUUUUUGCUGGUUUCUUCUUGUUUGUUUGUUUCUUCCUCUGGAUUCAGAAGAACCUGUCUGCAAUCAUUUACAGCCUCAUAAUAACCUGGAGAAGGAGAGAGAGUAAAGCUCUUAUGAUGUUGAUCUUGAAGCUAACUUCUUUCUUCUUUUUAAUUAACUAGCCUUUAUGGUCCUAUUGACCUGCUCCUGUAGAAGGAGUGGUGAGGGAUCAGUAGACCUGUGUAUCACUGCUUCAAGUGGUUUCUACUUGCUUCCUUUCCUCGGCUUUCAAUGAUACAGACUUUUGCCACGAUCUGCUACAGUGGAAUCCCAAUUUGAUGUCUGGUUGACCUGAUUCUGCCUAUCAUGCAAUACGGGUGUAGAAGAGGAGACACUAAUGCGGUACCACUGGAGUAUCGAUGUGUACUCUGUCUGGAGUUUCUAUUUGCCUCUUUAGUUUUCCUCUUUGAGCCAUGUGCCCACCGUGGCAUGAUAUUAGCAUGAGCCAGGGAACAGACUGGCUGUGACUGUCUGACUUAAUAUGGGCAAGUGUGAAACAAAUUAAGUGUUUUUAUUUGUGUGGGUGAGUGUGUGUGUGUGUGUGUGCGUGUGUGUGUGUUAAUCUCAAAGAUACCAAAGGAGAUGGAUGCAAUUGUUAUCAGUUUUGGGUUUUCUCAUUUAAGCGUGUUCAAAGCUGCUGAGGUUGCAUUUCAUUGCUGUAUUUGGUGAACCAAUCCAGGCUAUUUUCAAAACAAUGUAUAAUGCUAAAUGGCAAAAAGUAAUGUUAUAAAUUGUGGUGUAUGAUUUAUUAUUAUUAUUAUUAUUAUUAUUAUUGAUAUUGUGUAAUGAUAGUAUCAGCCUGGAUCAAGCCUUGUGUUCCUCACUUUUUAAACAGGCUGUCUCAAAAUGAAAAUGUCUUUUGCACUUAUUGCCAAUCAUUUCAGUGGAACAAAUCACCAUAUAUUUUUAAAAUACACUCAACAUCUUUAUCGGGUAACAUUUUCCUGUUGGUUGUAAAGGAAAAAAAAUGCACUACAUGUGGUGUUUUUUUUUUUUUGUGUACAGCAUUUUCCUCAUGCACUUACCCUUUGCUGUCAUAUUAAUGUUAUCUGUUAAAGGGAAAUGGAUAAAGAUGUAAUCUGAAAACAUUUACAUGGAAAAUUAACUAAAAAUGUAACACACUCCAGCUAGUUAAGAAAAUGGAACUGAAAAUCAGAAAUGCAAAUUGUUAAUAUGGUUGGCUGAAAUGCCUCUCUUUUCACUCAUCUGCGAGAAAUGCUUUCAUGUGUGAUUGUUUCGAUGCAUUGUCGCGUGAUAUUUCACAUUUCUUCAAAAAUGUAAGUGGCAAACGUAAACUUGUUUUGCUACUUUUCGCAUUACACAGAAAAUACCGAAGCAUAAAUAAACCAAAUCCACAUGACCAUAUAGGAGACAGACUUAUUUUUGGAUACAUUACGCACUCAGUGUACCCAUAACUUUAUGCUGUGUUCAUCACUAUUGUUUAGCAACUUAGGUGUCACCUACCUUUUGUAAAUCUACACAUAUGAUGGUUAGGUGCUCAAAGUUUUAGUAGUAGUAGUUUCACAGCAUCUAAUCGGCAGGCUCCCUAAAAUAUUGGAUAUUUGGUUUUAGAAAUUUUUUUUUUAGAAAUUCAUCCUUAUUCAAACAAAUCUUGUCAUUGUGAAUGCAUUUUAGCACUACAUGAAAGAAAUAUGUAAAAUGUUUAAAAAA